Molecule: messenger RNA, 678 nt
Organism: Bombyx mandarina (wild silkworm)
Lineage: Eukaryota; Metazoa; Arthropoda; Insecta; Lepidoptera; Bombycidae
Gene: blp
Product: mitochondrial import inner membrane translocase subunit Tim16
Biological process (GO): protein import into mitochondrial matrix
Cellular component (GO): TIM23 mitochondrial import inner membrane translocase complex
Source: RefSeq, a predicted model, not a curated record
AUUGACGGUUAAUCUAUUUAUUUUGUGGUUAUUUCGUAAUGACAAAAACUUGUAUAUGACGGUUGAUAAUGAAACAUGGCUAAAUACAUAGCUCAGAUAAUAGUUUUGGGCGCUCAGGUUGUAGGUCGAGCAUUCGCACGCGCCUUGAAACAAGAAAUAGCUGCAUCCCAAGAGGCAGCGAAGAGGGCUGGCGGUGGACCCGAAGGAGCGCGGAGAGCUGCUGCCAAUGCUUCCACAGGGUUGACUUUAGAAGAAGCAAUGCAAAUAUUAAAUAUAGAAAAAGUAGACCCCGAGAAAAUUAGUAAAAAUUAUGAACACCUUUUCGCCGUAAACGACAAAUCGAAAGGAGGUUCGUUUUAUUUGCAAUCGAAAAUCGUAAGAGCGAAGGAGAGAUUAGAUGCGGAACUAAAACAAACAUCACCCAACUCCGAGCAGGGCCCGUCUAAAGACACUUCAUGAGACUCAGCUGUGAUUUAGUGUGUAGUGAUUAAAAUUAGUAAAUUGAUUUUCCUGUAAAAUAUGUUUAUUGAGUACAAACGCCCACAAUAGUGACUAGAAUACAUCAGUCUUCAUAAACAUUGAUUAUGCUUUAAUACAAAAUUUCAUUGAUAUUAUAUUACUGUAGAAAGUUUAAUACAAUCAGUUACAUUACUUGCUAAAGCAUUGUUAGUUUUAUUG